Messenger RNA from Danio rerio (zebrafish), 1712 nucleotides. NCBI's taxonomy places the organism in Eukaryota, Metazoa, Chordata, Actinopteri, Cypriniformes, Danionidae. The record is from RefSeq and is a predicted model, not a curated record.
GAUCUUUUUAUAUCUUUAUGGCAGAGUGGUGGCUGUUAUAUCACAUUAGGCUUAAUACCAAGAUUUCACCGCUUUAUUAAGUGGGUAACUGUGUGGUUACCAUGGUAAAUCUUCGAAAGGGCAUGUGUAAGCGCAAUGAGCGCGUGGCUUCGGGGCGGGUGGUUGUCGGGUCCAUCAUCACAGUCCAGUUACCCACGACUGUACGACUUACAGCACAGAAAAAGCCUCGUCGCUCAUGCACCUUGACUCAGCGUCAACACCGCACGCUCAACCGGUGCAUUCGGUCAUUUUGAGAAGCUUGACUGUGCGGUAAUGUGCGUUUCGUGCCUUCACUGCUCGGUGUUCCAGCACCGCGCCCGGAUGGAAAUGUGUCUUCCGGGGAAAAGCAUCUUUCAGCCAACGAGACACCGAGCACAACACUUCGCGCAGCCUGGACAUCUGCAACUUUCAACAGAAGCUCGUGCCUUUUUAAGAGCGCGCGCGAUUUGAGACGAACAUCUAUGGCCAAACUUACGCGUCCAAGAGGGGAGAAGAGCCGUGGAAUAUCUGACCGAGGCCCGUAAGAUCGCAGACCCCUCGUUUUUUUGCCAUUUCAUUCUGAUCUUACUGCCGUCAUUCAUGGAUGUGCACGCAGAGGCGGGUCCGUUGCACGUGCAGGCGGUGGAUGAGCCACCGGGAGGCGCCACCGUGACCGUCACCGCCGCGCAGUUUCAGCCCCAAACUGUGCCGGGGAGCGACGGCGAGGAUGUCCUGCAGGAACCGGGCGCUGGAGUUCAGACACCGUCACCGGCAGCCGCGGAGGCUGAUCCUAUCACGGAGAUCGAGAGCGAGGAUGGAGCGUGCGCAGGGACGGACACACUGCUGGAGGACAGCGGCGGACAGAGCGCGGUGAAAACGGAGACAGUGGGCUCCAGCUGCAGCAACGAGAGCUGUAUCCCGACACCUGGAUGUCGGAUCUGCUUUCAGGGAGCCGAGCAGGGGGAGCUGCUGAGCCCGUGUCGCUGUGCUGGCUCAGUUCGACAUGCCCAUCAGCAAUGUCUGCUUAAGUGGAUCAGUGAGAAAGGCUCCUGGAGCUGUGAACUCUGCAACUACAGAUUCAACAUUCUGCCUAUACAUAUCAAAUCACCACAACAGUGGCAGAGAGUCACCAUGACUCUGGUGGAGAAGGUUCAGGUUAUUGCAGUGUUUCUGGGUGGGCUCUUCCUACUGGCCAGUGUGUCCUGGUUGCUGUGGUCAGCACUGAGCCCGGAGGCAUUAUGGCAGCGCAGUGACAUCCUGUUCCAAAUCUGCUAUGGCAUGUAUGCAGUCAUGGACCUUGUGUGUAUUGGUCUGAUUGUUCAUGAAGGCGGCGCUGUUUACAAUGUGCUUUUACGAUGGCGGGCUGUAAACCUCUUAUGGGAUGUCCAGAACUACGAUAAAAGCAGAGACCUAGAGAACACACACAGCCCUCACCGCAACCUAUGGUUACCCCUCACACACACACACAGGGUGUCGAACACACAUACGCAAACCACCCGACUGGAGUCAUCUCCUCGUUGCCCGCUCCACCUCUUUUCCAUGUGCCUGAACGGGACCACCAACCUCUCGCCACAGGAGCAGGGCUCGGGCGAACUCGUUGUCAGAGUCACGUCAGUUUGACCUAUCGGUAAGCCCCGCCCUCUCUUAGUUUGCUACUGUUGUGAACUCAGACAAAUAAAGAGAGUUGCUAACUU